GAACCUGCGACGCGUUUGUUUCCACCGAGUCAACUAUGUGAUAGGAGUGUCUUGACAACUCAACUUCUAAUUUGACUGUUGAGACAAAAUAAUAAUAAUUAUUUCGUUGUUACUCGGUGGCGGUUUCGUUGUUCUACCAAUCCGAGAGUUUUUUUGUUGAUGCUGCCUCCGUCGGCUGGGUUGUUUUUGACGGGAAUUUAGAGGAUUUUGCUGCUGUUUAAUCUGACCAGCCGGCUGUGACUCCUCAUCCAGAGCGGAUCCCGGCGGCGCCAUGAAGCUCUACAGCCUCAGCGUCCACUACAAAGGAGCGACCAAAGCCAACCUGCUCAAAUCGGCCUAUGACCUGUCCUCCUUCAGCUUCUUUCAGCGCUCCAGUGUUCAGGAGUUCAUGACCUUCACCAGUGCCUUGAUUGUGGAGCGAACAUCUGUCGGAACCCGUGCCUCUGUCAAAGAGCAAGAGUAUCUUUGCCAUGUGUAUGUGAGAAACGACAACCUGAGCGCUGUGGUGAUCUCAGACACCGAAUACCCACAGAGGGUCUGUUUCACUCUGCUCGACAAGGUAUUAGAGGAGUUUUCAAGGCAAGUGGACAGUAUAGACUGGCCAUCUGGUAAUCCUGACACUAUAAACUACAAAAGUCUGGACAUUCACCUUUCAAAGUACCAGAACCCAAGAGAGGCGGAUGCCAUGACCAAAGUACAGGCGGAGCUGGACGAGACCAAGAUCAUCUUGCACAACACCAUGGAGAGUCUGUUGGAAAGAGGAGAGAAACUGGACGACCUGGUGGCGAAGUCCGAACACCUGGGAAACCAGUCCAAAGCCUUCUAUAAGACUGCGCGGAAACAGAACUCCUGCUGCGAAAUCAUGUGACGCCGACGCCUCGUUGGAAACGUCUCUCUGGCUUUCUGCGUUUCCUGCAACCCCCAUCAUGCACCACCAGCGAGCUCUCCACCAGGACCCUGUGCGGAUCCCACACGGGGAGCAGGAGAAAGGGCGGCCAGUUUCAAGAGGGACUCCUGUGUGGUGGGGGCUGAAGGACUGCCGGGGGUGUAGCGGGAGGAAGUGUCGGUUUUUUGAAUCAUGCUUAAAAAAAACCUUCUAAAAGGUGAACAUCUGUGUGGUGUUUCUGACCAGCUGAGAAUAUUUUAGCUUGACGUCGAGUCCUGCCGGUGUGUCGUCGGAGCGUCUUCGAACCAUUUAACGUUAUUCAGGUUGAAUCCAAACUUGACAUCUUUAUCUCUUAAACUUAUUGACGGAGUAUUAACCACACACGUGCUUUUGCUUCAAGCAACUGACAAUCUCAUAUAUCCAAACAUGUCAGAACUGGUUUUCCUGUAGCCAGAACCUCGUGUGUCCACUAGGGGGCUCUCUUUGUGUACUAUUAACGGCAGUGGGCCUCCGGAAGACGCGAUAUCACACCGUUUGCAGAAUUUUACGUGGAUUUUUAAACAUAUUUGCUACAUUUAGUUGCUUAACUGCCUUUUUUUUUUCUGUCCGAUGUUAAACAAAGUCUUCGACAUUCCCGCUUUGGCUGAUUGUGUUGUGUUGUGAGACUUAAAGCUGGCGAGAAGUAGAUGAUUCGGUGUCAAAUAAAUGAAAAGUUCCCGAGCAUGUUGAUCAUUCUGGUAUCCAAAACACACAAGACCUAAAUAGAUUUUUGCUUGCUCAAAAAAAAAAAAGCUGCAUUCCAGGACUCUUGUAUACCUCUUAAAAGUGGAAUCCCCCCCAACAUGCCGCCACCUUUCUCUGGUUCUGGUGCUGCUGUACCCCCUGACAUCUUUUUAAAAUAGCACAUCCCCCUGUUAUUUCAUUACGCCACCGCCGACUUUUAUUUAAAACGUGCACCGAUUGAGUUGAGUAGGGGGGGAGAAAAAAAGGAUUUCUGACGAGUCUGAAAGGAAACUCUGCCUUCUGUGUUUUUAGAUGUUUCUUCUCUCUGGAGUGUGCGCGCGUAUUUACAGUACAUUAGCCAUCUAUCAUCCAGCCGUGGUCUGCGUUGAAUCUGAGUGCCUGUGUGUCCGUGCGGUCUGAUGUUGCUUUUACAGUGUAGACGUUGGCGCAAUACCUGCAGACUUGCUGUGUCUCUUUCUUUUUUUUAAGGCGGAGAGAAAAGCUGGAAAUGUUUCUCACAGCGGACACUUCAUUAAAACGCUGAUCCGAUGCGUUUCUUUUGAUUAACAUUGACAUGAGGCGUGUCCAGUGUUUCUUGUUUCUUGUUUUUUUUCUUGUUUUCUUCUUGAUUGUUUUCCAGAUCUCUGAUUUAGUCUUAAACUGUUUUCUGGUUUUAUACUGUAAGGUCCGCUUCAGUGGCCGCUGUCUCAAACAGUCCAGAUUAAACAGUAUGCAUUAAACCUUUUUGUGAGCUUCACGUUUCAAAUCAGAUAAACUGU
This is a messenger RNA of Fundulus heteroclitus (mummichog), 2388 nucleotides long. RefSeq names its product YKT6 v-SNARE homolog (S. cerevisiae) (gene ykt6). Gene Ontology annotation, molecular function: SNAP receptor activity. Gene Ontology annotation, biological process: endoplasmic reticulum to Golgi vesicle-mediated transport. The transcript is spliced from 8 exons. Gene Ontology annotation, cellular component: Golgi apparatus. Lineage: Eukaryota; Metazoa; Chordata; Actinopteri; Cyprinodontiformes; Fundulidae. Bases 272 to 868 code for a protein of 198 amino acids. The record is from RefSeq and is a predicted model, not a curated record.